Messenger RNA from Klebsormidium nitens, 1174 nucleotides. NCBI's taxonomy places the organism in Eukaryota, Viridiplantae, Streptophyta, Klebsormidiophyceae, Klebsormidiales, Klebsormidiaceae. The record is from the annotation of a GenBank genome assembly.
GCACAGGCCCCUGCAUGGGCCUCAGCCUCAUGCCAAUGGGCUGCAGCAGCCCAGGCCAUGUAUCAUUUUAUUUUAAUACAUUGGGGCAGGGUCCAUGGCGCCUUUAGGGUCUGGAGAUUCGCACAGAAAUCACGCACAGGGGGCCCACAGGGGGAUGGCAGCCACUGGCAGCCGCUCAUAUCCAUGCAAAAGUCCGCUUGUUGAACAAUAAGUUCACGCGCACGUCGUCAACUUUUCUUGUUCCUGGUGACCUGUCCUUUUUUAGUGCACCACAUUUGCCGGAACAAGCUUCGUCUCCUGGUGUCUGAUGGAAGGAGCUAAUGCGUCAGCACAGCCUGCUGUUGUUACACAGACAGUCACUGCAGAACCGUCCGGCGCUGCGGGACACCAUCAAGAGGAACGUGUGACUCUGCGGCUAGCACCGAGAAGGAAGAAGAAGGUGUCAUGGAAAGGGGACACCAUCGACAAUGAGCACCUCAACAAGAAAAGCUCAAAAAAAUGCUGCAUCUUUCAGAAGCAAAAGGCCUUUGAUGAAAGCAGUAGUGACGACAACUCAGAUCAUGAGUGUGAACACCAUCAACACAAACCUCCCGACAGAGAUAAAGAACCUGUGCGUGAGUCUGAAGCAACAUCGUAAGGAGCUCAUCAUUGUUCUGCGGAAACGAAAAGCGAGGUCCUCGGUCAUAGUCAAGCGGAUCGCCAAUUUCAAUUAUUCGUGAUGAUCAAUAAUCGAGAUCACCUUCAACAGUUGUCAAUGCUCGUUGCGGUGGUGUUCGAUAUGCACAGUCAAUUUUUUUAACAUCUAAGGAUGGAAAUUCAGUCAUCAAAGCCUGCGGUCCGGUCAUCGGGCAGCUUUUGCUAUUGUUGAUGAGCGAGGCGCCAUCAUUAGUGCUAGUUUAGUGUGAAGCGGGACUUCGAGUGAAUGAUAGAGUGGAGAGAACCUCUCACGAUUACGAACUGAUACCACCAGAUGGCCAAAGGCUACUUGGAAAGUCAUGGAGCCCAGGAAUUUCAGUGGGUGUAUAAAAAAACGAGCCAGCCGCUCACAAACACCGUCCGGAUGGUGAUGCAAAUUGUCAGCUUAGUAUAGGUAUUAGCUCGAUUGCACGGUUGCCCAACAAGAUCUCAUGCCGCAAGGGCGCGGCCGCACGUUGACAUGUCACUCUGUAAUCAU